Molecule: messenger RNA, 536 nt
Organism: Halteromyces radiatus
Lineage: Eukaryota; Fungi; Mucoromycota; Mucoromycetes; Mucorales; Cunninghamellaceae
Product: 40S ribosomal protein S22-A
Exons: 3
Coding region: 107-496 (129 amino acids)
Biological process (GO): translation
Cellular component (GO): ribosome; cytosolic small ribosomal subunit
Molecular function (GO): structural constituent of ribosome
Source: RefSeq, a predicted model, not a curated record
AAGAGAGAAUACCGGGCUUUGAUUUUCAUUUUUCCUUAAAAAUGAGAGCCCACUUCAAUUUUUUUUUUCUCUCCUUCCCUUUACAUAACUCAACGCAUCAGACAUCAUGAGAGUUUCCGUUUUGAACGACUGCUUGAACAACAUCAACAACGCUGAACGUCGUGGUAAGAGACAAGUCCUUAUCCGUCCUUCCUCCAAGGUCAUUGUCAAGUUCUUGUCCGUCAUGCAAAAGCAUGGUUACAUUGGUGAAUUCGAAGAAAUCGAUGACCAUCGUUCCGGUAAGAUCGUUAUCCAACUCACUGGUCGUUUGAACAAGUGUGGUGUUAUCUCUCCUCGUUUCAACGUCAAGGUGGGCGAACUCGAAAAGUGGACUGCCAACUUGUUGCCUUCUCGUCAAUUCGGUAAGCUUGUCUUGACCACUUCUGCUGGUAUCAUGGAUCACGAAGAAGCUCGUCGCAAGCACGCUGGUGGUAAGAUUCUUGGUUUCUUCUACUAGAUGGAUGUCUUUUUUAUAUAUGUAGAAUAGCAUCUCUUCC